CGCUAUUUCCUGUAAAAUUUCGAGAAGAGAGCGAAGUGUCCUCUGUCCUGUGUUUACUUUGUUGUUAACUGGUUAUGACUAUUUGUUAAUCUCAAUUCCACGUGUAUGGACAACAGAACGAGAAAAAGAAUCAGAGACGCCAAAUCUAAAGCCAGGCCGGAGCUUGAAAACAUCACCAAUGGAUGGGAACAGUUUCAUUACGCACAAACAUUUGACUUGAGCCACUCUUCAGUGCAUGAUAAUGUUGAAAGAAUAGAUGCCAGGUUCAUAUCCAAAGAGGAGUUUAUUGAGAAGUAUGAGCGCCUCUACAAGCCAGUGGUCAUAACUAAUGCACAGAUAGAGUGGGGAGCCGUCAAAAAAUGGAGUGAGAGGAGGCUAGCCAAGAAGUACCGUAACCAGCGGUUUAAGUGUGGGGAGGAUGAUGAGGGGUACUCGGUCAAGCUGAAGAUGAAGUACUUUGUGGAGUACAUGAGUGACAACAAGGAUGACAGCCCCCUCUAUAUCUUUGAUAGUAGUUAUGGGGAGCAUCACAAACGAAGGAAGCUACUGGAGGACUAUGCUGUGCCCGACUACUUCACUGAUGAUCUUUUCCAGUUCGCUGGGGAAAGACGACGUCCUCCAUACCGCUGGUUUGUGAUGGGACCUGCACGUUCUGGGACUGGCAUACACAUCGACCCUCUAGGAACCAGUGCUUGGAAUGCCCUUGUUUCAGGACACAAGAGAUGGUGCUUACUGCCAACAAAUACCCCCAAAGAACUGGUGAAACCCCGGCCUGGGGAGGGAGGGAAGCAGAGAGAUGAGGCUGUGUCCUGGUUCAAGUAUGUGUACCCACGAGUCAAGGAUCCAUCCUGGCCAAAGGAGUAUGCCCCAUUGGAGAUUCUUCAGGGACCAGGAGAGACUGUGUUUGUGCCCGGGGGAUGGUGGCAUGUGGUUCUGAAUUUGGACAGUACAAUAGCUGUCACCCAGAACUUUUGUAGUGUUGUGAAUUUUCCAAUUGUUUGGCACAAAACAGUGAGAGGAAGACCUAAGCUGUCCAAAAAGUGGUACAAGGUUCUCAAGAAGGAGCGUUCUGAUGUGGCAGCCAUAGCGGAUAAAGUAGAUCUGAACAAACCGACCGGCUUCAACUCGGACAGUUCAAGUUCUGGGUCAUCUAGCUCGAGUUCCAGUGAGUGCAGCACCUGUGAGAGCUCAGACUCAGAGGACGAUUCUCAAAAGUCCAAAAGUAAAAGAAGGAAAACCAGCAAGCAGAGAUCGAUGACUCCCAAUGGUGGGCGUCGCCGUCGUCAUUCGUCUUCUUCCUCGAGUGACGAAAAACACAGUCACCGCAGCAUUUCCAGUACUCCAAAGAACUGUAGAUGACACCCAGGGAACUAGCAUCCUUACUUAGAUCCACAAUUACAGGAACUCUAGCAUCAAAUGGCAAAACCAACACACUGACAUUUUAGAUAGAUUUCUAAAAGAGGUACUUUAUGUCCAAUCAAAAACGAUAAUCUUAAAAAACAAAAUUGUGUAUCGCAAUACUUUUGCUCUUCCAUUAAUGUCCUUUUUCUUGUGGAUUGAAUGUGUUAAAGGAGGGUUGGAGGUCAGCUUUCAGUCCACACAAUCAUCCUUAAGCUUACUUAAAAUUACUGCAUUGUUUUCAACUGUUACCAUAACGUAGUAAAAAUCAUUUGCUUUUUGUUGAAUAGUCAAUUUUGUUCUACAUCAUAUAUACCAGUUGUUAAAAACAAUCAUGAAACUCAUUAUUUGCUUGUAGAAAUUUACUAUAGAAUGGAUGAACUGCCCAGCGAUGUUAACAUAAACAAAACUUUUUCUUAGCAUUAACUGGCUUCAAGCUAAAUUAUCUAUUGUCUGCUGUCAGCUGUUAAACCAAAGCCACAAGUAGUGUUCAUUCUUGUUAACCUUUAUCAGAUUUAUGACUUCUCUCACACUAAAGCUUCUGUUCAUUAUAAUAUUUGAAAUACAAUGUAUAUAUGUAAUAUGUGGUUUCUCUAUUUAUAUAGAAAUGUGCAUUAUAUGAUCUUUGAUUUUUAUCACUACAGAAGGGCUUUUUUUGUUUGGAAUUUUUUAUUAAUGAAAUCAUAAUGAAUUACGAUGAUUCCAUUUGUAGAGUUGUCAGGAAUAUCUUAGUUUGUAUCAGUUAUUAUAGUAGGAAUCAUGCAAUGGUUUUCUGAUUCAGUUUAUUGAAUUUUUUUUCUUUUUAAUAAAAAAAAUGUUGCAAAUAUGUUCAGGAAGAGUGCCGGAUUAGAUUUAGUGGGAAAAGGACAUGUCAACAAAAACCCAUUACUGAAGGAAGAAUGUGCUUAAAUAUCAUUUUAUACAUUUAAUACUUUAUAUAAAAAAUGCAUUAUUUGAAUCAAUACAUCAGAGUUUUGUAUUUUGCAGUGAAUGAAACCUAUAAUGACAUCAGUGUUUGUUUGUAAAGAAGUUGGUCAUGUUUAUAACUUAUUUUUUCCAUGAUUAAAGGAUUGUUGGCAUUGAU
Molecule: messenger RNA, 2482 nt
Organism: Magallana angulata
Lineage: Eukaryota; Metazoa; Mollusca; Bivalvia; Ostreida; Ostreidae
Product: bifunctional arginine demethylase and lysyl-hydroxylase JMJD6-like
Exons: 9
Coding region: 106-1359 (417 amino acids)
Biological process (GO): phagocytosis
Cellular component (GO): cytoplasm; nucleus
Molecular function (GO): P-TEFb complex binding; histone H4R3 demethylase activity
Source: RefSeq, a predicted model, not a curated record